AGCCUAGAGAGCAGACAGUUUUUUUCCACCAACUGUGUCCUCUGUGCUGUUUUUAUUUCUCUGUCUCCAGCAGCAGUUUCGGUUUCCAGUUUCGUACGAAGUCAAAUAAACCGAAAUUAGGCUUCACUCAGUUACCACACGAGAGGAGCGCCGGGGCAGAUUGUAGGAUGGAUCAUGUCGUCGUGCAUCGCGUACUUGGUGUGGUGUUGAGCAGUAUCGUUAUUUCUGUUUUCCCUCGCACUUGCUGGGUGUCUGUACGCAGAACAAAUUUUGGUCGUUGGGCAGCAUAGAAUCAAUAAGGAGGAAAGAGAAAGAACAAGAAGAGGAACGCAUCGCAGACAAGUACAAGCAAUGCCGAAGAUGAUGAGACUCGCUUUCGCAACCGAGAAGGCGCGCUUCAUUCCGUUUCCGACGGAUGGAGUUGCCGUCGUGCAUAAUUCCACCCAUAAGUCGGUAACACCUGCUACUCGAGCUCGAAUUUUUAGCAACUACAGGCGCGCGGCCGUACGACCGUCAUCAGGCUCGUCAGAGUGGUCAGAAAGUAACGUAAUAAAUGCAGGAGAAGCGUCGGUAAUACUAAUAUCGCAAUCGCAAUGGGGGGAUCAGAUCGUGCUCCUAGCAGCCCGACACCGCCAGUAUGGGAUUACUCGCAAGCGUUUCGUUCUCAACUGUAGUUGCGUGAUUUGUCAUGGUCACACAGAAUCACUAUCACGCUUCAAACGAGCAAGCUUCGUCGCAUGACAAGUUCUUCUUGACGUCGUGCUAAAUUGCUUCAUAACCUAUCCGCGCCAAAUCUGUAUGAUGCAAGAUGCGCAAGGUCCCCCGCCCCGCCCUAUCGCUUAAUCUAUAUACUAUAGGGGCAAGAUAUGCAUUUGCUCCUCCCAAAGCUUCUGAAGGUUUGACCUUCUGAAGACCUUCUGACGCUCAAAAUUUGAUUUUCAAGCUUCAGAAGGUCAAAAAAAAUAGUCGGCUACUUUUCAUCUUUAAAAACGCAGAAUUAGCUCGCGCAAAUCAAAUUGUGGCUCAUUGUUUACAACCUUCAGAAGGUCUAGCCUUCUGAAGGUUUUUUUUCACCUUCUGAAGAAUUUUUUCGAUUUUUCGACAAAAAAACCUUCAGAAGGCCAAAAAAUGACUUUGAAAAACCUUCAGAAGGUAGGCAUUCUUCUGAAGGUUUGCUUCGUUUGAUGAAAUUGCAAACCUUCAGAAGGUUGCGAGUUUUUACACGCAAAAAAUGAACAAAAAUCGGAACACCUACAAAAACCUUCAGAAGACUAAAAAUCUUCUGAAGGUUUUUCAAAAAUUGUCUCGUUUUUGAAAAAAUGCAAAAAUUAAAAUUCGCACACCUUCAGAAGAAUUUGAUUUGUCAUUCUUCUGAAGGUGAACCUUCUGAAGACUCUCCAGAAGAUAUUACACAAAUCGGCGCUUUUGAUGCGCGCGAAACUGUUUCCUCGCCUAAAAAAGGCUUCUUUUGUGACAGCCAGUGCUCAAAAAAUGAAAAAAACCUUCAGAAGCUCUUCAGAAGCUUCGCCGCUUUUUGCGUUUCUUGCGCGCAGCUGCUGUUUUUUUCCUGCGCAGACGACAAAAAUGAAUGUUACCUAUAAUUCGAUGAAGCGCUUGUUGUUCUAGUUGCUUUUUUUUCAUGGCUCGGAGCCUCCCGAUAGAAUAGCUCGGCGGAAAAUUUUCGCUGGUCUUAUUGGGGGAAGAUUUUCGCUUUCGGGCCUUCGGCCGCGUCCGACGCAGCUACUCGACGAGGAACCGCUACGCCGCAUCAGUCUGGCGAUGGAAAGAUAACAAAUUGGAAAAAAAAGUGAAAGAAGUAAGAUGCUCUCGAUGAGAUCUCAGUGAGAUUGAUUUCAGUUAGUCUCACUUUGAAAAAAGUGAGAUCCCAGCGAGAUCUUACUUUCUAAAGAAGUCUCACGGUCCGAGUCACUUCUCCGAGAGGGCCCAAAAGCGAGACUUUGACAAAAGUGAGAUCUCGCUGAGCUCUCACUUUCUGAGCCAUCGCACUUUUGGGCCGCCAAGUGAGAUUUUGAAAAAAGUGAGAGCUCUCUGAGAUCUCAUUUUCUGAGAAUUCUCACCUUUGGGCCGCCCGAAAGUGCCAUUUUUAAAAAAGUUGUGAGCAGAUCUCACUCCUUGUUUUCCGGUGCGGCAGUGAAGUUCUUUUUUCUUUCACAAUCGACGGGAAGAACAAAUACAAUGCUUGCCCCACGACGCAGUCGUGGGGAGUGGUUCUUAUUUGCUAUUCUUGCAGCAUCACAAACUCAUCAUAGCAGUUGAGAGCGCAACGCUUGAAACGCCAUAGCCAGCCAACAUCGGACCUUCGUACCGCUACGACAUCCCGAGGCACAAUGAUGACGAGGAGAAAGCGAGUAUCCCGUGCAGAAACUUCCCCGCCCCAGACGAGUUCGAGUUGCAAUGCAAAGCGAGGACAUGCCUCAAUUUCUCUGUGUUAUGCGCAACCCUAUGAGGAGCAUUUUCCAACGCUAUUUUGGGACUUGUCAUUCUGGAACCAGGAUAGAGGCAGUCGAUUUGUGAUGCGGUUGCGGUUGCACUAGCUAAACAGGAGUAAAAAGUUAAGUACGCUAGUUGUACGAGCUCAGACUUGUCAUGCGCAAAAGCCAAAGCUUGCUGCUUUCUGUAGCAAAGUCGGCAUCUUGACUCUGCGGUCGUGGGGACCAGGUUUUCAUACAGGAUAGUGAGCCCGCUGAAGCGGCUGUAUCACAAGGGCAUCGCGGCGGGCUUCACUUACUACGAGAAAAGCAUGGCAAAUUUGCGCGCGAAGCUCUACGAAAAUUUGGAAGGCGGUCAGACUGGUACUUUAUAUAACUACUCUGUUUGUAAGCAGGAGACUAUGCGCCAGCUUUGCUUCUUUCUUAUCCUUUAUAACGUCGAGAAUGAGAUAAAGAUAUAAAUAUCCCGACAAUUUUUUUUUAUUUCAACCCAAUAAUUAUUUCAGGUGUUGAAGAAGGCGAUGGAGGGACUUCUACACGAGCCAGAUCGGAGCCGCGGCGGCGUCGGAUGGUUGCGAUGCGUCGAGGGAGCGACACCGUAGCGGAGGUUGAAGACGAAGAGCUCCUGAGCUCAUCUACUACCAAAAGUACAACUGGUACAACUGGAACCAAUACCAACGAUGCUGCGAAGAUCAACCAGGAAAGAAUUCCUGCGUCAAGUGACGAUCUCGAUAAUUCGGAAUCGUCCGUCUUGCGGCAGCGCAACAGGGUGACGAACCGGUCCAAGUCCCCCUUUCGGAGACUCCACACCAUCACCGUCGCGGAGGAUAGUAUGGAAGUAGAAAUAAACCACGACCCGGGGUCAUCGUCAAUAUUUGGGGAUGAUGAUGAAAAGGAGGGGGCUCUUCAUCUUGCUGCUGGAGAAGAAGACGAGAAUGAUGACGCGGCGGAGCAUAUUAGAGGGUCGUCCUCAACGAGGAGGAGCCAUUCGACUUCGCCUAGCGGUGGAACGACGACAAAACAUUUUCAGAAAACUGUGCAGCAGGAUGAAAAAUUUAACGCCGAGUGCAGCUGCAGGGUUGAUGUGACAAUCGACGCGAUUGACGUGGAUGUGAAGCCCGGAAAGGAGUUUCCACUCGCGAAGUAUUGCAUCCAAGUCCUGUCCGACGCGGAGGAGUCAGAUCUGGUUUCCCUGCGCUACAUGCGGCGCAGGAAAGGGCUGCUGGAGGAAGACGAGGAUUAUGAUCCUGGCGGGCCACCGCAUGAGAGUUCUUCCUCUACUGAUACAACAACGUCUGGAAGAAGUACCACGUUGGAACCGGUAGACACUGGGGCGUGCCUGCGAGUUGCGGACAUUCGCACCGACAUUGUGGUGUAUCUCUGGGGCCCGAGCUACAUUGCUGGCAGACUACGUCCGGACUAUGUGGUGUGCAUACCACUGGCUGGCGCGCUGUUGUCUGGUCCUGCUGCUUCCAACAAUCUUCGAAGCAGUCUCUUAACGGGCAACAUUCCGCCCGUGUCAUGGUUGUGUAAAGGGAUCCAACCCACCGCACUUCCGUCGACCUGGUACACUUUUUUUCCGGCAAGCUACCGCGUUGGCGGUGCUGUUAUCAAUUGUAAAAAUGUCUGGGUCUGGAAGAGUCAUGCUGUUUCUGCAUGACACGGAAGGUCUGGCAUGGAAGCUCUAGCAUCACGGUUUUCAAGAAGCUUCCGCAAUGCCGAACCCGCAUGACAAAUCCCCCAUUUUGGUGACCGAAAGCGGGCAGCUUUUGCUACCCAUGCAUGAGAGAUUUUUGUGUGUUCUGAAAUGCGCAUCACAGGUUACAUCCUUCCAGACCCAGACAUUUUUGCAGUUGAUAGCUCUAGGCGGGGGAAUGGCGCAAGAUCGAGACUUAUCAACUGCAAAAAUGUCAUCUGGGUCUGGAAGAACGCAUGUUUGUCAUGCUUGUCUGGCAUGACUCUUAAAUCUGUCAUGUACGUUACCCAAGAGCCCCGCUUUUCUGUCAUGCAGAAACGCAGUUUGUCAUGCCGAAUGCGAAUAGGCGACACCUAGAAGCUCAGAAACUUGUCAUACUGAGUCAGCACUUGUGGCCUCCUCAUGAUGCACUACGCAGCGUCACAGGUUUCCAGACCCAGAGAUAUUUGCAACGCAUAAGACUUUACGCUAAAGGUCAAGCUGAAACUGGAAAUUCUUCCGCUGAUGUCGAUAGUAGCGAGACAAGCCAAAGCCUCUAGUUUAUCGAAGACCGCAGGAUAUCCAGGAAAAAAACUGUCAAAUGUAAGUUUCUUGGAGGAAUUGCAUCACAAGUUUGCUCUGCAUGACACAGAAAACCUGUCAUGCGUAGCUAGCACGAGAAACAGAACACGUACGAAAAUUGCCUCUGAUGCAUGUCCAGCAUGACAAGUGUAACAGUUUUGCAUUUUCUGCAACACACAGUUACACUUACACAGUUUUUUUCUUGCAUACAGGAGCCGCGACGUGUACAACUAUUUUCCGCCACUACCUGCGACCCGCCCCCACAGUCAGCGUCGACCCCUGGAUAUCCUGUGCAAAAGUAUCGUAGGUACUCAUAGUAAUUGCAGUCAUGCAUUACAAAGCUUUUUCUUUAGGUAAAUCCGCAUUACAAAUUUGAUUUCUCAUGCUGAGAAAAUUUGUAAUGCAUUUAUACGAGUGCGAUCCUUUUGCAGUUCAUACUGGAGCGCGAGCAACGAAAAGGGUCUUUCUCUGGUUAUAACCUGCUCAGGUGUUACAAUCUCAAACGUUACAAUAGAAUCUGAAAUUUGUCUUGCAUGACUAACAUGACAGACUCGGACAGCGUUCCACUUUUUGCAAUACAAAUUUCGCCAGAUUGUAGUGCGGAUUGGGACUCCAGAACUUGUCAUGCGCAAUCCUGUGGGAGUAGGGUAGAUCAUGCACGUCUUGCAACACAAAUUCCAGAUUCUAUUGUAACGCUUGAGAUUGUAACACCUGAGCGGGUUAUACUGGUUGAGGAUGCGAUCGAAUCCCGGAACCGGCUGACGCAGCUACGCUUGCUAUGCUGAGUAAAAACGUCCCCACCCCAGAGUUGUGAUGCUGAUUUGCAAGGACAGGAAGACUUGUAAUGCGCAUCCCCACGAGAGCCAUUUCCAAUCGUGUUUUGGAAUUUGUGAUGCUAAAAAUAGGAUGAGGAGCUGGCUUUCUGAUGCGGCUGUCCUUGCGAAACUGCACUACAAUUCAGAGGGGAACUUGUCAUGCAUGACUCCCAAAACUUCCGAGUUUGUGUUGCAGCUUUCCCAUCUUGACUAUGGGAUGGGGACAUUUUUCCUGACAAUACUUGCACUGGCACUUGCCGCUCGAGGUUUUCUGUGACUUUGUAAAAUGGCUGCGGGCGGAAGACGAGCGCGGUUAUUUGCUCGGAGCUUCGUCUGAUCAUGUGGCGCCGUUGUCAAAAAUCCACAGCAGGAGUAGUUCCUCUAGAACUACUACUACUAGCAGCAAUGAGAAUGAUCUACUCAGACAUGGACCGGCGUUCUUGUACUACAGGCAGACGACCAGAAUUAUUUACCGGAACGGGCUUUUCUUUCUCGCCUUAUGCAAGAAAAAAACUGUGUAAGUGCAACUUUGUCUUGCAGCUAUUGCAAAACAGUUACACUUGUCAUGCCGGAUAUGCAUCAGAGGCUGUUUUUUUAAUACGUGUUUUCGCGUACUAGCUACGCAUGACAGGUUCUCUGUCAUGCAAAACAAAUCUGUGAUGCUAGUCCUGCAAAAAAGUUACACUUACACAGUUUUUUUUUUGGAUACGCCUACUACGCACUGCACUGGACGCUGUUUCCCCUCGCUUUUGCUCUGCUGCUCGUCUACAUCGUCGGCCAGAAUCGACGGAAAAACCCUCUUUACUUCGAGCAGGUGAUAUUAAAUGGUAGCCCAGGUGGCAGCCGUGGCUCUUCUUCGUCGUCGUCAGCCGCGACAGGACAAGAACAAGGCGGGCGCUGGUGCUCUGACGUCCCGACGACUCUCUCCGCCGCCUCCCGAGGCUGGGUGGUCUGGGAGCACGAGCGGACGCCGCUGGUGGGUAUGAAAUGCGAUAGUACUAUCGUACUGGUACUAGUAGAAGCUACGUAAUUUUUGCAAUACAAGUUAGCUCAGAAUGACAGAGGCGGGAAUUCGUCAUGGUGAUGUACCUUGUGAGGGAGAUUUGUCAUGCAUGGUUGCGAAUACUACGAGAACGAUAAUUUUGCACUGGAUCCUGGGGAGCCAGCGAGAAAAAGCGUUGAUGCUGUCGAAAAAACUGCCUACCACGGCCGUCGUGCUGGAACAGGCGGAAUUUUUUCUCGGCAUGCUGGAUGUGUGCGAAAAGUGCUACAACGUCCUACUCUGGGACGACCCGGUCGCCUCAACUUUCGUUUCCCUCGGGAUUGUGGCCGUUUUCGCAGCGUUCUCUGCCGUGCUGUUCACCGGCCAAUUUAUUUUCGUAUCCCUCCUACCCCGCAGUUGCACCCUCGAGGACCUGGCGCGACUCAGUUUCUGCCUGGCCCACAUUGCCGUACUCGCGGCGUUUCAGCAGGGGUCUUCAGGAAACUGGUUCAGACGUGACGAGCCUGUGCCUCAGGUGUCCUCUGAACGAGCGGGUAAAAAUAAUUCUGACGCGGUCCAGACUCAUGACUAUGGCGCUGGAGGUAGUGCAACAGCAACUACAUCUGCUGACCUUCUUCAACCAAGUCCAACGUCAUCCUCCAGCGAAGAUCGAUCCUCAUUUAUGUCCAGCCUGUUGCACAACGACCCACGAGCUGGUGUCCAGCUUCUUCUCGAGGACUGGCGCAUCAAGUUCCAAGGCUUUUACGAUCGAAUUCCUACCUGGAGCGACAGCGGCCGCCGGUACCUGGCGCUGUUGCAGCGAGACAGUGUGUAUGCACUGCAACAGCAUCGUACUCGUAUAAAUGCAUUACAGAUUUCCUCAGCAUGAAAAAUAAAAGAACUUGUAUAUGCGAAUUCACCUUUAAGAAAAAGAUUUUUUGCAAUGCAUGAUUUUGAUUGCAAUACGAGUGCGAUACUUUUGCACAGGAUAGUGUGGCAGAGUCGAAAGCGUUUGACCGUUACUUGCAAGUGCGAUUGGAAGAAGAAACUUCUGCGAGCUGAUGUAUGAUGAAGUAAGAGAUCAUAAAAAAAAAAACAAUGCACUUAGGGUUGACGAUGGU
Molecule: messenger RNA, 7625 nt
Organism: Amoebophrya sp. A120
Lineage: Eukaryota; Dinophyceae; Syndiniales; Amoebophryaceae
Source: the annotation of a GenBank genome assembly